Molecule: messenger RNA, 762 nt
Organism: Acanthosepion pharaonis
Lineage: Eukaryota; Metazoa; Mollusca; Cephalopoda; Sepiida; Sepiidae
Source: the annotation of a GenBank genome assembly
AUGAUUAUUUUCUUGCUUCUUAACACUUACACUCUCCUCAGCCCCAAUUCUCUAUUUUACUUCACCUCCAUUCUCUCUCUGUUUCGAUUUUUAUUUCCUCCACGACUUCCACUGUUUCAAUCCUGUUUUUUUCUUUCCUUCAUUAUCUUGCUCCAUUUCGAUUCUUUUAUUUACAUCACUGAUUUCACUUUUUCCCUCUUUCUAAAUUUUCCUUCACCAUUUUCAUUUCCCUCCAACAAUUUGAUACUCUCAUCCCAAAUUUUUUUCUUUUCUCUCACUUUCAUUUACUUCAACCUUCAUCUUGACUUUCGUCUGUCUAAACGUUCUUUCCUCCAUCGUUUUGGCUUUCUGAUUAUUUUCUUUCUUCCACCGCCAACUCUUUCAGUCCCGAUUGUUACCAUUCCUCUAUCGCUUUCAUUUCCACAUAUUUUCCUCUGUCUGUCUCUCUUUAUCUGUCUUUGCCUCUCUCUCUCGUGGAACCAGGGGGAUGAAUUAUUCUCCUCUAUUUCUCUCUUUUCAUUCACUACUACAACUAGUACUUUUAUAGUCAUUAUACAUAUACUCGUAUAUCUAUAUCUGUCUAUCUAUCUAUAUCUCUAUCCAUCUCUAUCUAUUUAUUUAUCUAUCUCUAUCUAUCUAUAUCUCUAUAUCUAUCUAUCUUUAUCUAUCUAUCUAUCUAUCUAUCUAUCUAUAUCUCUAUAUCUAUCUAUCUAUCUCUAUAUUUCUAUAUCUCUAUCUCUAUAUCUCUAUUUAUCUAUAUAG